Molecule: messenger RNA, 954 nt
Organism: Capronia epimyces CBS 606.96
Lineage: Eukaryota; Fungi; Ascomycota; Eurotiomycetes; Chaetothyriales; Herpotrichiellaceae
Exons: 1
Coding region: 1-954 (317 amino acids)
Biological process (GO): ubiquinone biosynthetic process
Cellular component (GO): mitochondrial inner membrane; mitochondrion
Source: RefSeq, a predicted model, not a curated record
AUGAAGGUCUCUCCAAGCAGACAACAAGAACUGCUCCUUCUGUCGUCCAUCCUCCGAGCAUCCCGACCGCUGUGUGCAAGGUGUACACAUUCUCGCUCACGACAGUCUGCAUCUCCGCUGAGCCCACCCGCCCAGCGGUCUUUCUCGAUUCUCAAUCGCCCUCCGCCGAAUUAUCCAGGCCAUGUCCCGCUCACACGUGUCGAACGUCUGGGCUUAGCGGUCGGCAGCGCAAUCACAUCACUAACGAACCCAUACCGGCAUGACAUGAUAGCUGCGUUGGGGGAGGCGACGGCCCAGCCGUUCUUCAUUACUCGGCUGCGGAACCGAAUGCUCUCAGAUCCAACCGGCAGGAGAAUUCUACGAGAUCGACCCCGGAUCACGUCCAAGACCAUGUCGUUGGAAAAGCUACGGAGGCUACCGGAGGACACCGUGGGGAGAACAUAUGCAGCAUGGUUGGACCGGGAAGGUGUCACGCCCGACACAAGGGACCCCGUCCGGUACAUUGACGACGAAGAGGAGGCGUAUGUGAUGCAGAGGUAUCGCGAGUGUCACGAUUUCUAUCAUGCCGUGACUGGCCUCCCUGUCUGGGUAGAGGGUGAAGUGGGACUGAAGGCGUUCGAGUUCGCCAAUACAGGGUUACCAAUGACUGGGCUCAGUCUGGCUGCGAUUGUCAGACUCAAACCGCAGGAACGGCAGAGGAUGUUUGAGAUAUUCUUGCCCUGGGCCUUUGCCAAUGGCUGGCGGAGUAAAGACCUGAUCAAUGUAUAUUGGGAGGAAGAACUCGAGACAAACGUUGCAGAACUGCGAAAUCGUCUCGGGAUCGAACAGCCUCCGGACCUCCGGGCCAUCAGGAGGAAACUGAAAGAGGAACGCAGAGCAGCAAAGGCUGCGAGGGAGGCGGCGUUGAUGAACAGCACCACUGCCGCUCCCGCUCCCGCUCAGUCAACUGCCUGA